GCGUAUGGGUUACUAGUUGUCGUGGUGAUUUUAAAUGUUAGGUCCAGCCUGUCGAUGCCCGAAUUCAAAAAGCAAAUCCCGGCCCACGUUGAGGAUGCGAGCGUCUCCGAGACGGAUGAUCAUUUGGACUGGCGAUCCGUUGGAAAGGUGGUUAAGCUCGAAGAAUUGCCACCAGUAGAGGAUGAGCCUGUAUUUGAAAAAUUGGAAGAGUCAGAUGACGUUUCAUCCGACAAUACUCACGAUGAUGGCAUAGUUGGUACCCCAAGUAAGUUAAUCGAUGCAUCAGAGCCCAGUGGAAUUUCAGACGACGCCUGCGCCGAGGUACUGAACGUGAUGAACACGACUCCCUUAGGCCUGAGACAUAACCUCCUCAAAAUGAACCUGGAACUCCCAUCGAAGCGCAGAGGCUGCUUCAAGUCGAGAGACAGUGACUGUAGGACUCCAGGGAAUUCCUUGUGCAACGGGCCCUUGUACGUUGUCUACGAAGGCUUCAGGUUCUGCUGCCCAACCAGCAAACAUCCUCUUCUCGAAAGGUCUGGGAACCAUAUAAGAUGUAGUUGUUAGCGAUAAAAAUAAAUUGUAAUAAACUUAUUUAAAGGAGACA
Molecule: messenger RNA, 604 nt
Organism: Macrobrachium nipponense
Lineage: Eukaryota; Metazoa; Arthropoda; Malacostraca; Decapoda; Palaemonidae
Exons: 3
Coding region: 55-564 (169 amino acids)
Source: RefSeq, a predicted model, not a curated record